AUGGCUGAUCAGCAGAUCAGUCUGCCAGCCAAGCUCAUAAAUGGCGGGAUCGCCGGGCUGAUUGGGGUCACCUGCGUGUUCCCCAUCGACCUGGCCAAGACCAGACUUCAGAACCAGCAGAAUGGCCAGCGCAUGUACAAGAGCAUGUCCGACUGCCUCAUAAAAACCAUUCGCAUGGAGGGUUACUUUGGCAUGUACCGUGGAGCUGCUGUGAACCUGACCCUCGUCACCCCGGAGAAGGCCAUCAAGCUAGCCGCUAAUGACUUCUUCCGUUAUCAGCUCUCCAAGGACGGGCAGAAGCUGACACUGCUGAAGGAGAUGCUGGCCGGCUGUGGGGCGGGCACCUGUCAGGUGAUUGUGACCACCCCCAUGGAGAUGCUGAAGAUUCAGCUGCAGGAUGCCGGCCGCAUAGCUGCUCAGAAGAAGGUCCUGGCUGCCCAGCUGUCAGCCCAGGGUGGGGCCCGGCCCACGGUGGAGGCGUCCACAGUCCCCCGACCCACAGCCAUCCAGCUGACCCGGGACCUGCUGCAGAGCCGAGGCAUUGCGGGCCUCUACAAGGGCCUGGGGGCCACACUACUCAGGGAUGUCCCUUUCUCCAUCGUCUACUUCCCGCUCUUCGCCAACCUGAACCAGCUGGGCCAGCCAGCAUCUGGCGAGAAAUCGCCGUUCUACGUGUCCUUCCUGGCCGGCUGUGUGGCAGGAAGCACGGCUGCUGUAGCUGUCAAUCCCUGUGACGUGGUGAAGACACGCCUCCAGUCGCUUCAGCGUGGGGUCAAUGAGGACACCUAUUCAGGGUUCCUGGACUGUGCCAGGAAGAUCUUGCGGCAUGAGGGGCCCUCGGCCUUCCUGAAGGGCGCUUACUGCCGGGCCCUGGUCAUUGCCCCGCUCUUCGGUAUUGCCCAGGUGGUCUACUUUCUGGGGAUCGCUGAGGCUCUGUUGGGGCAGCUGCAGGGCCCCCGGGCCUGA
Molecule: messenger RNA, 966 nt
Organism: Chrysochloris asiatica (Cape golden mole)
Lineage: Eukaryota; Metazoa; Chordata; Mammalia; Afrosoricida; Chrysochloridae
Gene: SLC25A22
Product: solute carrier family 25 (mitochondrial carrier: glutamate), member 22
Exons: 9
Coding region: 1-966 (321 amino acids)
Biological process (GO): L-glutamate transmembrane transport; malate-aspartate shuttle; aspartate transmembrane transport
Molecular function (GO): L-aspartate transmembrane transporter activity; L-glutamate transmembrane transporter activity
Source: RefSeq, a predicted model, not a curated record